Molecule: messenger RNA, 678 nt
Organism: Symbiodinium necroappetens
Lineage: Eukaryota; Dinophyceae; Suessiales; Symbiodiniaceae
Source: the annotation of a GenBank genome assembly
AUGCACAGUGAAGCGGACAAUGAAAUCGACAUCCCCACAAACGACGAGACGGCGCAAGCCGCCACCAAAAUCCAAGCCAAGUUCAGGCAAAAGCAAGCGGCAGGUGAGGUUGACGCCAAGCGCAAGGAGAAGGAACAGAUGCACAGUGCCGCGGACAAUGAAAUCGACAUCCCCAUGAACGACGAGACGGCCCAAGCUGCCACCAAGAUCCAAGCCAAGUUCAGGCAAAAGCAAGCGGCAGGUGAGGUUGACGCCAAGCGCAAGGAGAAGGAACAGAUGCACAGUGAAGCGGACAAUGAAAUCGACAUCCCCGUGGACGACGAGACGGCGCAAGCUGCCACCAAAAUCCAAGCCAAGUUCAGGCAAAAGCAGGCGGCAAGUGAGGUAGAGGCAAUGCGCAAAGAAAAGCUGAAGAGCGAAUCUGGCGAUGGGGCUGCUGAAUCCGAGCCAUUGGAUGCGGACAGAUUCGAGACCGAUGUUGACAUUGUGCAGGCCGAGCUAGCCAGGCCUGCAGACGAGAUCAGCGAAGUCGAAGCCAUGCUCAAAGAGAAGGAGAAGGAGCAGCAACAGCUGGUUGAGGACAACUCGCCCAAGGUGGAGGGGAUGUUCGGCUCGAAGCAGGAGAAGAGGCCGAUGGCCGUGAGUCCUGCAAUUCCUGAAGGUGACGAGGAGGAGUGA